Messenger RNA from Piliocolobus tephrosceles (Ugandan red Colobus), 1526 nucleotides. RefSeq names its product anti-silencing function 1B histone chaperone (gene ASF1B). NCBI's taxonomy places the organism in Eukaryota, Metazoa, Chordata, Mammalia, Primates, Cercopithecidae. Gene Ontology annotation, molecular function: histone binding. The coding region runs from base 168 to 566 and encodes 132 amino acids. Gene Ontology annotation, biological process: DNA replication-dependent chromatin assembly. The transcript is spliced from 3 exons. The record is from RefSeq and is a predicted model, not a curated record. Gene Ontology annotation, cellular component: nucleus; chromatin.
AGAGCUUUUCCCUGCCUUGUUGCUGUUGAGCUAUUUCAUUUCAUUAACCCUCCUAUGUCUUUGCAGACCUGGAGUGGAAGAUCAUUUACGUUGGCUCGGCUGAGAGUGAGGAGUUUGAUCAGAUCCUAGACUCGGUGCUGGUGGGCCCUGUACCAGCAGGGAGACACAUGUUUGUCUUUCAGGCUGAUGCCCCCAACCCAUCCCUCAUCCCAGAGACUGAUGCCGUGGGUGUGACCGUAGUCCUCAUCACCUGUACCUACCACGGACAGGAGUUCAUCCGAGUGGGCUACUAUGUCAACAACGAGUACCUCAACCCCGAGCUGCGUGAGAACCCACCCAUGAAGCCAGAUUUCUCCCAGCUCCAGCGGAACAUCUUGGCCUCGAACCCCCGGGUGACCCGCUUCCACAUCAACUGGGACAACAACACGGACAGGCUGGAGGCCAUAGAGACCCAGGACCCCUCCCUGGGCUGCAGCCUCCCACUCAACUGCACUCCUAACAAGGGCCUGGGCCUCCCUGGCUGCAUCCCUGGCCUCCUCCCUGAGAACUCCAUGGACUGCAUCUAACUGCAGUAACCCAGUGUCCCAGCACACCAGGAGGGGCAACCAGACCUCCCAGCGAGUCCUGCAGGGCCCAUCUAGAGGACUUUGGGGGCCAUCAGCUGCAUCCAGGUCUGUCAAACUCAGCCCCUAGGAAAGAACAGGCCUCGGGACUCCCCUAGUCCUGGCCAGAAGGAUGAUCUCGCUUUUCCUGUACAGGCCUAUAAGAAGCAGGUACUUCAGUUCUAAAUUCUUUCUGACUUGUGUUCUUUUCGUCUUCAUAAAUUCUACCUAAGGCCAUUGUGCCACUGUGCACCUCUGAGUACCACUGACCCAAAGCUUUCCGACAGACCUCCCUGGCCCACCUAAAGGCUUUCUUGGUCAGUGCCUGUCAAAGCUCUGGUCCUGCUGAGCCAAAGGCUCUGUCUGUCAUUCCUUUCUUUUCCUGUACAUCUGAGCAGAUCCACUCCAGCUUUCUGGUGUCACAGGCAGGAAUCUUAGUUAGUAGGUCGACUUAGAUCCCAUUUCUGUCCUGCUCCCAGGAAGAUUCUUAGGUCCUCUUCAAUCCAGCAGCCCCUGGAAAACUCUGCUCCCAGAGGUGUGAUCAGCAGGAUGCUGAGGAACCAUGUUGCCUUUCCUGUCAAUCACAGCCACCUUCCUGUUAUCUCCUAAAUGGAUCUGGCGUUUUCUGGUUGGAAGAUGGUAUCAGAGGGCCUGCCUGCACAGUCUGUCUCUGGGUCGGGGUCAGGGACCCUCUGCCUCUGGCAGCCUUAAUCUUCCCUCUGCUAGGACCAGGGUGAUUUCAAGCCAAGGAAGCAACUGGGACCCUGGAAACCGUCCCUCCCCAGCCCGCUCCCCGUCUCUGUGUCCUGGUCCCCUUGCUGCCAUGUGGAUGCUGUUGUGAUUGCUGUUUGUAUAUUAUUAAAAUGUUUUUAUAUUAAAAAUGUUUGGUUGGUCUGAAAAUUAAAAGCACUUCGUUUAGAAUGA